Caenorhabditis briggsae is the source of this 270-nucleotide messenger RNA. Bases 1 to 270 code for a protein of 89 amino acids. NCBI's taxonomy places the organism in Eukaryota, Metazoa, Nematoda, Chromadorea, Rhabditida, Rhabditidae. The transcript is spliced from 2 exons. Gene Ontology annotation, biological process: mitochondrial respiratory chain complex II assembly. The record is from RefSeq and is a predicted model, not a curated record. Gene Ontology annotation, cellular component: mitochondrion.
AUGAUUCGUCAAUUAUCUCGCCUAACAUCAAGUAUUUCAUUGCGCCGUUUCUCGGACAAACCGAAGCAAAGUCUAAAGGAAAAAGCAAUGGCCAACAAGACGCCAAAAGGAUCGCUUGAUAAAACAGACGUGCCGCAGUACGAAGAUCCUCAUCUGAAAAAGCAUCCAGGUGGCGUGAAUAAGAAGACCGGCGAAGUUGGUGGACCAGCAGGACCGGAGCCAACUCGAUAUGGAGAUUGGGAGCGAAAAGGACGUGUGACAGACUUUUGA